Messenger RNA from Alligator sinensis (Chinese alligator), 660 nucleotides. RefSeq lists its product as uncharacterized. The annotation marks the transcript as partial. Gene Ontology annotation, biological process: response to reactive oxygen species. Gene Ontology annotation, molecular function: RNA ligase (ATP) activity. NCBI's taxonomy places the organism in Eukaryota, Metazoa, Chordata, Crocodylia, Alligatoridae. The record is from RefSeq and is a predicted model, not a curated record. The transcript is spliced from 5 exons.
CGCGGGUGCGGGCUCAGGCGCUGCGGGAGCGGGGAACCGCGGCCAUGAGCCGCCUGGGCGCGGUGCAGCGGAAGGUGCCUUGCCUCUUCGUCACCCAGGUCAAGGAGGAGCCGUCGGCCAAGCGGGAGCGCCAGCCGUUUAAAGUUUUGGCAACGGAGACUCUAACUCGAAAGGCAAUAGAUGCAGAUAUAUACAAUGCAAUUCCGACUGAAAAGGUGGAUGGAACCUGCUGUUAUGUAACUACAUAUAAAGGGCGACCAUACCUAUGGGCGAGGUUGGAUAGAAAACCCAACAAGCAAGCUGAGAAAAGGUUUAAAAAAUUCCUGUAUUCACUGGAAGAUUCCAAAGAAUUUAUUUGGAAUAUUGAAGAUUUCAAGCAUGUCCCGGAGUGCUGGAUUCCAGCAAAGGAAAUACAGCAUUCUAAUGGGAACCCUUUGCCUGAUGAAAAUGGACACAUUCCAGGUUGGGUGCCAGUGGAGAAAAACAGUAAACAAUAUUGCUGGCAUUCAUCUGUUGUAAACUAUGAGGCUGAAGUAGCUCUUGUAUUGAAACACCAUGCUGAUGACCCUGGACUUCUGGAAAUCAGUCCUGUGCCAUUAUCAAACCUUUUGGAACAAACACUGGAGCUUAUUGGAACUAAUAUUAAUGCAAAUCCAUAUG